Puccinia triticina is the source of this 537-nucleotide messenger RNA. RefSeq lists its product as uncharacterized. The transcript is spliced from 7 exons. Gene Ontology annotation, molecular function: zinc ion binding; DNA binding. The record is from RefSeq and is a predicted model, not a curated record. The coding region runs from base 1 to 537 and encodes 178 amino acids. Lineage: Eukaryota; Fungi; Basidiomycota; Pucciniomycetes; Pucciniales; Pucciniaceae.
AUGCCUGGCUAUCGAGUCGAGUAUGCCAGCAGUGGCAGAGCGAAAUGUAAUGGGAGAAAACCGUGCUUUGGCACUGCGAUACCCAAAGGUCAACUGAGGUUUGGCACUUGGGUGACUCUCCACGAGAAUGGAUCGUUUAAAUGGAGACAUUGGGGCUGCUUGACUUCAUCGGUUUUGAAAAACGUCUCGAACGAGUUAGAAGACAAGAUCGAAGAGCUGGAUGGUUUCGAGGACCUUCAACCAACUGAUCAAGAGAAGAUCAAGAAAGCUUUUCAAGACGGUCACGUCGACUCGAACGAUCUUCCGCCCACAGCAGUCCCAGAAAAGGCUGAGAAUCCUGCAGAAGAAGAGGGUAAAAAAGAGGUCAAAAAACGCAAGAGAGCGCCCAAGAAGCAAAAGCCUAGCGCCCAAACUAACUCGGAAAAUCAAGAUGAAAAUGAUCACCAGGAACCUGACGCGGAAAAGAAAGCCACCAAAAGAAGAAAAAGCCAACCUCGCAAAAAACAAUUGACAGGCGAAACAGUGAUUGAAGAGUGA